Messenger RNA from Lingula anatina, 1429 nucleotides. RefSeq lists its product as uncharacterized. The record is from RefSeq and is a predicted model, not a curated record. Lineage: Eukaryota; Metazoa; Brachiopoda; Lingulata; Lingulida; Lingulidae.
CUAGCGACAGUCACGUCGUAUAAUUAUUAGACCGAGAAAUUUCGUUUGCAAAAUGGCAAAUUCAAAGUUUUUGCUUCUUUAUUUCUUAAUCGCACAGAGCCAAUAUAGGUCUUCACAUGCAAGCCUUGUUCCUCGAUCAUGCGAAGAUGUGUUACGGCACUUUGGCGGGGGAGCAUUUAGCGAAGGUGUGUACACCAUAGAUCCGGACGGCCCAGGUGAACAGCCACCAUUUCAGGUCACGUGCACAACAUCAAAAGACCUCCCAGGACAUGGUAUCACCUUGGUAACACACGAGGCUGCCUCUUCCCAGCCAAAACGGUUUCAUGCUACAGGCAUACAAGUUAUUACCGUAGGUUUUACCUACAAACCAACCUUGCCCCAGCUCGAAAGCCUCAUCAAGGUUUCUGGGAACUGUCGCCAGUAUGUCCAGAUUCUGUGCAAUCAUGCGUAUCAAUUUUAUGAACCGAAUUGGUGGGUUUCCAGACAAGGUUGGGCGAUGUCAAACUGGGGUGGCGCCCCUACCAACAGUUCUAUGUGCGCUUGUGCUGAACAGGGACGCUGUGAUGACCCAAAAAAACCCUGCAACUGUUUGAUCAAUGAUGCGAUUUGGAGAAGUGACGAGGGCUACUUAGAAGAUAAACGCUAUCUACCAGUUAAGCAGGUGUACGUGAGGGACACAAACAAUGAUAUUGAAUCCGCUAGCUUAACUGUCAAGGGCAUGGAAUGCUACGGAGAGAUUAACCAAGGACAUCCUACAGAAAGAUGCCGGUGUAGACUCCAUGCAGAGGAGAAUUCCACCACACCGGGUCCUCUGCUCCUGCAGCUACCAGAUAUUAUCUAUGGUCAGGGUCAAGAUGACGUGUGGCUAGCAGACGACGACCAAACUUUGAAGAUAACGGAUAUCUACCCCCAGUUUUUCAACACCAAGAAGCGCCGACAGAUUCUUCCCACCACCCAAGUAACCCCCGGCCUGUCCCCCCAGUGUGCUAAUGUGUUACAGCGCUGCCCUGUGGAUUGUGAGCGUUUGGCGAAGUUAAGACUGGCCAACACAACCCUGACUGAUGACAUACAUGUUAAUGGCGAGAAGAAGAUGCUUGGGCAAUUCAUGUGUGAGAAUGCGGCAGUGAACAUAGCCCCUCCUGGCCGAAGAAUCGUGGCGUUCUUCAAGGUGGCGCCAUCUUGCGGCUCGGCACAGAGCUCCACGUACGCGUUCCCCGACAAAACUGUCGUCUGCUGCAAAAUGUUUACCUUUUCUGGUCAGCAUCUGAAAGUUUUUGAUGCUCAGUGCUCUGGGAAUGUAGAUUUAAGCUCGAUUUUUGGGUGAUGAGGUGCGUGUUGUACCAAAACGUACGUUUGUGCAUAACCCCCCCCCCCCUCCAAUUAGACCUGUGCAUUGAAUGAAUGUCAUUAGGGAUUUGGACUGGGUCUA